Messenger RNA from Myripristis murdjan (pinecone soldierfish), 1933 nucleotides. It is a transcript of the gene s1pr4, whose product is annotated as sphingosine-1-phosphate receptor 4. The record is from RefSeq and is a predicted model, not a curated record. Bases 333 to 1559 code for a protein of 408 amino acids. The transcript has 2 exons. Gene Ontology annotation, biological process: G protein-coupled receptor signaling pathway. Gene Ontology annotation, molecular function: sphingosine-1-phosphate receptor activity. Gene Ontology annotation, cellular component: membrane. NCBI's taxonomy places the organism in Eukaryota, Metazoa, Chordata, Actinopteri, Holocentriformes, Holocentridae.
UGCACAUUUGGCUUCUGUUCUCCGGAAAUGAUAAUAACAGUGCCUUCACCUACCCAGGGGUUAACAAAAGGAAGCACGACACCUAACCCAGCCCAUCCCAGCAUUGUUGAGGAGCAGUGUGUGUGUUGUGCACUAGCAGAGCUCCAGUGGUUAGAGUGUGAUAGCCUGUUUGAAGACAGGAGUUCCACACUAAUUCCAGUGCAGCUCAUACCAGCUACGUUUGGUCCAGCCUUUUCUCAGCCAGACCAGUCCAGCACAGCCAACUUGAGUUCAUCCAGUUCACUGCUGUCAGUCCCACAGCUCAUCCCAUCUGGACCAACCCAUCCUCUACAAUGACCGUCGUUUCUUCUCUGAGCUCAGCCGCCUCCUGCCCCCACUUGUACCGCCUUUCCAGCAAUGCCACCCAACCAAACGCCAUCACCGCCAUCAACAAUGUGAUCCUGCAGCAUUACAACCACACUGGCCGCCUGCAGAACAGGACCCUCUCAGGCAACCAGAACAACGUCAGCGUCACCAUGGUCCUCUUCCUCUUCUUCAGUGUGUUCAUCAUCCUGGAGAAUCUCCUGGUGUUGGUGGCUGUUCUCUCCCGCAUCUGCUACAGCCGGCGCUGGGUCUACGUCUGCAUCGCCAACAUCACGCUCAGUGACCUUCUGACCGGGGCUGCCUACGUGGUCAACAUCUGCAUGUCUGGCAGCCAGACGUUCCGCCUCAGUCCUGAGCUCUGGCUCUUCAGGGAAGGCAUGCUCUUUGUAGCUCUUGCAGCAUCCAUAUUCAGUUUGCUGCUGAUCGCCGUGGAACGUUACACCACCAUGAUGAAGCCCCUGCCCCGGAAGUCGGCCGGGAAGGCGUACUGUAGGAUCUAUGGCUUGGUGGCGCUCUGCUGGGUCUUAGCACUGGUGAUUGGCUUCCUCCCCCUGCUGGGCUGGAACUGUAUGUGCAACCUGGACAGCUGCUCCACCCUCCUCCCUCUCUACUCCAAGUCCUACAUCUUCUUCUCUCUCAUCAUCUUCUUCCUUAUCCUCCUGGCCAUCGGAGUGCUCUAUGGUGCCAUCUACUGCCAUGUGCACAGAAGUACACACAUUGUUGCCCACCGCGGCCGCAAACGCUCCUUGGCCCUGCUGAAGACCGUUAUCUCCAUCGUUGGGGUCUUCAUGCUUUGCUGGGGGCCGCUCUUCCUGCUGUUGCUGGUGGAUUUCUUCUGCGUCUCCCGCCACUGUGCAUUUCUGUUCAAUGCUGACUUUUUCAUCGCCCUGGCGGUCCUUAACUCGGGCCUGAACCCCAUUAUCUAUGCCCUGGGCAGCAGCGAGUUGAGGAAGGCCAUUGCUGAGCUCCUGUGUUGCUGCUGCCUGAAGGCUGGCAUCUGCAGCCCCGACACCUUCCUGUCCAAGGACACCAGCAGCACAUCAGAGAACAGGAGGGACAGUCUGAGGAACAGCUUCAACAAGAUCAGGAAUCUGAGUGUGGCCUCCCCACCAUCAACUCCACGCAAAAAUCACAAGGCCAGCAAAAAGUGCAGGCUGAGCUCCACCACCACCUGCCUGUCUGUUUCCAGUGACUAAACCGCAACAUGUGCCACUCCCAAACAAACAAGACUUCUGAGCAAUGAUACGCAUCUGACGGUUUCCUCCAAGUUUUGGUUUGAGUGUUUAAUGCCUUGUCAUAAUAUGCUUGCCUUAAUGAUCACACCCAGCUGUAACCCUCAUUGAGAAAAACAUACAUUUAGCAUGCAACUGCACUGUGAAAAGAAGAAAUGCUGUAUUUAUCGUACAUGCAGUAAAGGAGUCAUCCCUUUACUGCAUGUACUCACCGAUCUAUAAGUCUGUUUUUUAAUAUAGAUCAGUGUAUGCACUGAUGUAUAUCUUAGCAUCUUAUUGAAGUUUUUGUUUUUGUUUUUUUUUUUUACAGAAUUGCAUUGGAGUUAAUGUUGUUGCAU